AAGUUUUGUUUAAUGAAGAAAACAUGAAUAAUUAGUUAAUUACUAAAUUAAAUAUUUUACCAGUUAUUGGAGAUUUAUGUUAUGAAUCAUUUAUCUUUUGUGUACAUCUCAAUAUAAUUAUUAAUAAUUCGGUAUUUCAUUAAAAACAGUUAUUUCCGCUUUAAACAUGACCAACUUGAAAGUAGUAAUUUUACUUUUUCUACUGUUAAAAUUCAAAAAUUCAGAAAAGAUCUGUUCAAGUGAAGAACAUUGUUCAAAUUUUGAAACUUGUACAAUGGGUCAAUGUAGAUGUCUAUUGGAAUUUGGAGAAGAAAUUUGCAACAACAGAAAGAAUCUGAUUCUAAGAAAAUAUAAAAGUAUUGAAACUACUCAUCAUAAUAUGAUCAUUCUCAAUAUUUCAAUUAUUCAAUGCUUUAAAAAUUGUAUAGAAAAUAAACAAUUGGACUGUGUAGGAGUUUUAUUAAAAUAUGAUAAUUCAUCAAGAAUUUCUCAAUGUCAACUUUACAGUGAGAUAUCUUUUCCAUUGUCAACUGACUAUGUAAAUUCUACAUUAAUUAUUCGAAAAGGUAAGAAUGCAUAAUAAAAAGUAAAAUGGAGCAUGUUUGUUGUUGUUUAGACAAAAAACUAGGAGUUUGCGGUUCAAAUUCAAGUUUACCACCACCAAUGGAAGAAUGUUAUACUUUAAUUUGGUUAGAAAAUGGCUGCUUUACAGAAUUGUUUAAACCUGAUUCAAAUGAGAAAUUAAUGACCAUUAAACAAUUUAAUAAUUAUGCUGGAGAAAUAUUUCAGUUAGCUAAAAAUUUAUAUGCAAGAAAUUCAAAUUCAGAAUUGUAUAGGCUGAUAUGCUUUCAGCAUAUUAGUGGGAGUAAGAAUAUGGCAUUUAAUAGCCAAGUUUAUUAUGUUGGAAAAUAUGAUAGUGACCUAUAUAAUCCAAAGAAUGUUGUUGAUGGUAUAUUCAACAAUGAUAUAUCAUUAGGUUCUUGUGUAAUAUUGAAACCAAGUAAUUCAUUACAAACUAAGCUUACAAUCAAAUUGUCAGGCUAUCAUUUUAUUAAUAAAGUCAUUUUAUGGCCGACGAACGAAAAUGUCAAUCAAUUGUUAAAAAUUUACGUAUAUUGGCCUGAAAAUUUAUGCGCGGACAAUAUUCAAGUAAACAAUGAUUCAUCAACUGAAGUUUUAUGUAAAAAUUUACAGAUAAAAGAACAUAGUCACGUGACAAUUGAACCAAAACUGGAUAAUCAUCUCCAUCUUUGUGAAAUAGAAAUAUUAUCAAAUAAUAUAGCUUAUUUAAAGCCUGCUAUAUCUAAAUAUACAGUUGGUUCUAUGCAAACAUUAGUUGAUGGUUCUACUACUGCGAGUCUAGAAAUAAGAUUAGGGAUUAACUAUUGGAUUGCUAUUAAUCUCUUAUCCUACUAUAAUGUUUUUGGUUUAGAUGUAAAACCUAAUUUAUAUAAUUUAAUUUACUUUAAAAACUUUUAUAUUGAAUUGACAAAUGAAAAUCCUGCUUUAGUUUAUAAUUCAACAAAAUCUACCCUGUGCGCAAAAAAGAUCUUUGAUGUAAUAAGUUUGGAUGAUUACUAUUCAUUUAUGUGCUCAAAAGGAGGUGUAAAAGGUCAAUUUGUUGUAUUUCGUUCAACACAAACGCCCUAUGAGAAAGUUGUAAUAGGAGAAAUUAAAAUAUUUGGAUAUUAUUUAGCACCUUCUAACCAAAUAAAUACUAAUAUCUUACUACAUAAGCCUACAUGGGCAUCUGAUACUCUAAAUCAUUAUUACGCCUAUUUACUAACAGAUGGAUUCUAUGAGGCAUAUUUUCAUACGCUCAAUAAAAAGAAACCCUGGGCAAGGAUAGAUAUGCUUGGAAUAUAUAGAUUGUUUAGAAUAGCUAUAGCAAAUAGACAUCAGAAUUUUGCAAAUAGAGCAAGAUAUAUCAGAGGAUUAGUAUCAAACUAUCAAGAUUUUAGUAUUGAUUAUCAAUUAUACUAUUCCAAAAUAUGUUUCAUUAAUAAUGACGAAUUUGAAAGUGGCGAAUAUAGAUUGUGGGAUUGUCAGCAGCCAAAUCCAAUUGGUCGUUUUAUUAUAUUAUAUCUUCAUUCAGAUGAUCAAUAUUUUAAUAUUCUUGAAGCUGAAGCUUAUGGUGAAGAAAUUAUUGAUGAUGAUUUAUCCCUUUUACCUCUGAUUAAAAGUGAUAGAAAAGUUGACAGUAACAGCUUUUCCAAUAGAGAUACUAAUGAACAGUUCCCUUUAAAAAUCAUAGAUGGUUUAUCAGAAAAUAUUGAAAAACUAGGUCAAUUUCUUUCGUGUAGUGGAACUUUAACAAAUGAUAACAUAGAAGGAAGAAUAACCGUUUAUAUGAAUGAUCUAUAUAUGAUAAAUCAAGUUGUUACUAUUCUUUCGCUUCCUCUCCUUAAAGAAAAUUUUGAAAAUGUUCAAGUUGCAGUUGAAAUUUUCAAUACAAUAUUACAAAGGCAAAUUUGCUCUUUGAAAAAUGAUUCACAAAGGGAGCAUUUAUUAUAUGAAUGCAAAUCUGUUGGUGAUAGAGUAUCAUUUUAUAAAAUUGGUGGAAAUAAUAUAAUGAAAACUUGGGCACAUUUUCAAAUGCCUCAUAUAGAUAUUCAUUAA
Molecule: messenger RNA, 2619 nt
Organism: Dimorphilus gyrociliatus
Lineage: Eukaryota; Metazoa; Annelida; Polychaeta; Dinophilidae
Source: the annotation of a GenBank genome assembly